Molecule: messenger RNA, 6128 nt
Organism: Megalops cyprinoides (Indo-Pacific tarpon)
Lineage: Eukaryota; Metazoa; Chordata; Actinopteri; Elopiformes; Megalopidae
Product: formin-like
Exons: 17
Coding region: 793-4665 (1290 amino acids)
Biological process (GO): actin nucleation
Cellular component (GO): endoplasmic reticulum membrane; nucleus; actin filament
Molecular function (GO): microtubule binding
Source: RefSeq, a predicted model, not a curated record
GGCAGCACAGACCUCUCCUGUGUACUCACGGAUAUGCCAGGAGCAAAGGGAAAACACCGGAGUGAGAGGACAGAUGCCUGCCCUUGACUUCACUCGCCGUGUGCCGUCUGAGAGGGGGAGAGCUGGAAGCUUCCGGACCUCACUCGCCUCACUGGUUGGCAAGGACUGCGUCUGAAGUUUUUUCCCCUCCUCCUGCCUGUUGUGAGCUCUCCCUGAAAGACUGCAAACUCCUACUUCCUGGUUUCCCAGGGAGAUUAUUCAGUGGCAUGCUCGCCCCUUCUGAAACUUUCUCGACACUGGCAUGAUCGUUACAGGAAUUCCACACUCACUCGGCUACAUUUUGGACAUCUGGAAAACAAGCUUGUGGACCACUCAAGCGUGGAUUAAGGGAAAGACUUUUGCCUCAGAUGCUGAAAUCUCUGCUUGGAAAAAAAUAUUUGAGUGCAGCACAUUGUCUCUGUGCCUCCAAAAAAUUACCAGAGACCAGGGCCUAUCAGUGGAGCCCUCCUGUACAGAGUUAGAGAAGCUGGAGGAUUUGUACUGACAAAGGGCUUUUGUUAACAGGAAAUUGGACCAGGGGCAGGUUGGAGUGGUUGAGGUGUAGAGAUGAACCCUUUGUCAAAUACUCUGAAUAGACAAACUGUGCUAGAUUGACUUUCUCAUGGUGGCUAACAGUUUUCUUAAAUAAAUUCAUAUAGUGUAUUCAUUCAAGAAAAAUAUGCUAUAAAAUGCUCUUAUAUGGUCUAAGAUGGUCUGAUGAUUUGAGAGGGCUUUCUUAAGGAGUUUAUAAAGAUGGAAAAUGCAAACAGUGACCCAGAGGAUCUGGGUAAAUAUCCUCCCAACUCUUUUCUAAGUAAGAUCUCCACCAUGUUUACACGAGGUGGGACAGAGAAACCCGAAUCACAGAUGGAGGCAGGGGAGACGGCAGUGCUGAUGUCUUUCCGACCCCUGCCCGAUGAAGAGGAUCACUCUGAAGGAGCCGAUAACACUGCCGACGCUGUUAGCAGGAGUGAUGACCCGAAGGCAGCGGAGGAUGGGUGUGGCAUGGGCACGGCCUGUCAGAACGGCAAGCCCAGCAACCCUGAGACAGAGGAGCAUGGGGAAUCAUGGGAUUCAGAGGGAAGGGGGAAAGAGUCAUCACCCAUAUCGCCCAGCACAGACGAUGCGACCAUCCGGGCCACCGUGGAUCCUGAUUUGGUCCAGGUGACCAUGGUGGAAACCUAUAGCGACACAGAGACGGAGGAUGAGGAGGGGAGCAGCAGCCUGAGCCAAUCAGGAGAGUACCCUCAUAAAAAAGAUGAGGAGAAAGUAGAACUUAAUACAGAUCAGCUGCUGGACUCCACAGGAGAUUCGAUUGAGUCAGACAUAGAGGUUCCUGUCUUUAGACUGCAUGCUCUACGGCAGAAAUCCAUCAAAGACGUCUCUGUCCCUCUCAGAACGACGGCUGCUGGAGAAUGUGACAGUCAAACGGACCCCACUCUGCCAUCCCCUGCAACCGACCAACAAGUGCCUGGUUUUGUCGGUAGCCCUGACGUGCAUCUAGAUCUCCAGAGUGCAGACACGACCACAGACGCCAUGGGCUCCCAGUCUUCCACGCACGCUACACCCGCCACUUGCUCUUGCCGUACUGCUCGCCAGGAUGGAACUGCCAAAGAUGUCCCCAAACCCUCUGCUGAUGCCCUCUCUGGAGUGCCUUCCUCCGUUCGUGAUUCCUGUGCAGGCCCAGGCCUGGAGGAGCAGUCUGACGCUGUCAGCAAGGAAGGUCCUUCGGGGACAGCCACAGCAGUGUCGCACGGCCAGGGAGACUCCCCUGCUGACACCCUGCCAAGUGUCAUGCCCUCUCCGCCCGCAAGCCAAAAGGAGAUGCCUGCCAGCAAGGGGAGGGACACGCCCUCGGGGUGCCACUCCAAGGGCACGUCCUUCACUUCCUGCGCCACUGUGGAGAAGCACUUCCAGCUGCCCGCCCUCUUCAGCGGGCUACGGGUGUUGAAGAAGGGGGCUGUGGGGGAGGACAGGGAGACGGUGGCUGAGAUCAAACAGAGGGACACCGACUUGGCUCUGCUCAAUCUGAAGAAGCCGGUCAACAAAGCCAAGCUCUUCCCUGAGCAGCUGUCCGGCAGGAAACGUCCGGAGCCCAAAGCCGUGCCAGAGCACAGGAGCAGCUUCCUGGAGCAGUUCACCCAGCUCCUAAGUUUGGAUGGUACCAGAGUCGAGGACAAGGGGGACCCCUCAGCGGACUGUAGUGACCCCAAGGACCCUGAGGAUACAGAGGAGGGUGCGGAGGAGGGCACAGGGCCCGCUGCAUCGAAAGAGGAUGCUGGCAAAGCCACAGAGACAGCGUUUGAUGCCUUCAAGUCUUUCUUUAGCAGCAGAUCUGGGAGGAAGGAUUCUUCAGAUCCUCUGGACCUGGAUGCAGUGAAAAGGAAAAUCAGAAAUGACAAAGAGGUGCUGAAAGCCAUCUUUGAAAGAUCUGUUUCUAGACCUGCUGCUGCUGACAAUAAAAGCCCAACAGAACUAAAAUCUGAGGUGACCUCGCCCGCCGACAGCGAAGAUCGAACCCCCGGACGACUGCAGGCCAUCUGGCCCCCACCUAAGUCUAAAGACGAGGAGGAGAAGGUGGGCCUCAGGUACACUGAAGCAGAGCACCAGGCUGCCCUUCUGCAGCUGAAGAGAGAAUGCAAAGAGGAGGUGGAAAAACUGCAUGCAGACUUCGAGCUCAGGAUCUUCCAGGUGCGGGGGGAGCAUGCGGUCACAGUGUCCAAGCUGGAGGGAGCCAUCGCCAGGAUGCAAAGAGAUCUGGCCUGCAACGUGUGCCACGAGCGCGGGCAGCUCCGGGAGGCCUGCGUGUCCACAGAGGACGACCUGCCGCCCAAAACGUUCCGCAACGUCUGCAUCCAGACGGACCGAGAGACCUUCAUCAAGACGCCUGAGGACGAGAAUGGCAGGCUCGCUCCGAGCCCCAACCAGAACGUGCCUAAAAAACUCAACCUCGAGUCCAUCAACCUGAGCCUCACGGGCAAGUCAGAGAAUGCCUCAGGACAAGCCCCUCCUCCUCCUCCUCCUCCCCCUCCGCCUCCCCCCAUGCCUGGUCAGUCAGGUCCGCCUCCUCCGCCUCCUUUGCCUAGCGGCCUGGGCGUUCCACCUCCACCUCCCCUGCCUGGGUUCGGGCCCCCACCUCCUCCACCCCUUCCUGGGGCAGGUCCCCCUCCUCCACCUCCUCUCCCUGGGGCAGGCCCCCCUCCUCCACCUCCCAUGCCAGGGUGUGGCCCUCCGCCUCCACCCCCUCCCGCCGGAGGGCUGGCCUUUGGCCGCUCGGUGGAGAGAGCCCCGCGGAAGGCGGCUGUGGAACCAGCGUGUCCCAUGAAGCCCUUGUACUGGACCAGGAUUCAGAUCCAGGACAAUAACAAUAACACCCUCUGGGGGUCUCUUGAAGAGCCAGACAUCAUCAACACGAAGGAGUUUGAGGACCUCUUCUCCAAAGCAACACUGCAGCCCAAGAAGAAGCCCCUCUCGGACACCUAUGAGAAGAAGGCCAAGGCCAAGAAGAUAAUCAAACUGUUGGACGGGAAGCGUUCUCAAGCAGUAGGGAUCCUUAUUUCUAGUCUGCACCUGGAAAUGAAGGACAUUCAACAAGCUGUUUUGACUGUGGACAACUCUGUGGUGGACCUGGAGACCAUCGAGGCUUUAUAUGAAAAUAGGGCCCAAAGUGACGAGCUGGAGAAAAUUAAGAAACACUAUGAAAACUCCAAGGAGGAUGAAGUCAAGCUGCUAGACAAGCCUGAACAAUUCCUUUACGAGCUCUCUCAGAUCCCCGACUUCUCCGGCAGAGCCCACUGCAUCAUAUUCCAGUCCGUCUUCUUCGACGGGAUGUCCUCCGUCCGCCGCAAAGUGGAGAUCGUCUCCCGCGUGUGCAAGGGUCUUCUGGAGCGUAGCAGCGUGAAGGACGUGAUGGGGCUGGUUCUGGCCUUCGGAAACUACAUGAACGGGGGGAACAGGACCAGGGGCCAGGCUGACGGCUUCGGCCUGGAGAUCCUGCCCAAGCUGAAGGACGUCAAAAGCAGGGACAAUCGCAUCAGUUUGGUGGAUUAUGUGGUCUUGUACUACCUGCGCAACUUUGAUGAGCAUGUGGGGACAGACAAGAGCGUCUUCCCUCUACCCGAGCCCCAGGACUUCUUCCUGGCUGCGCAGGUCAAGUUUGAAGACCUGGAGAAAGACAUCAGGAAGCUAAAGAGGGACCUGACUGCUUGUGAAAAGAAUGUGGAAAGGGUGUGUACAAACUCUCUGGAGGAGCACCUUCAGCCAUUCAAGGAUAAAAUGGAAGCUUUCAUCUCAACCGCUCAAAAAGAACACACUGCUGAAGAUGAACAUCUCCAAGCUGCACAAAAAAGCUUCCAAGACAUGGUGGGCUACUUUGGUCUGAAGCCCAAAUCUGGGGAGAAGGAGGUGGCGCCCAGCUACGUCUUCAUGCUGUGGUACGAGUUCUGCACUGACUUUAAGAACACUUGGAAGCGGGAGAGCAAAAACAUCUUCAAGGAGAGGCUGAAGGAGGCUCAGCAGUCUGUCAAUAAGAUCACUGCAGAGAAGAAAGUGGAGACCAAGAAGAUCAACCCCAAUAGUCUGAAAGAGAGACUUCGCCAAAAGGAAGCAAGUGUGUCUUCCAGCUGAGAGAGACAGUGGAAGAGGAAGGAAAGAAGGAGACAGAUGGAAGCUGGAGUGUGGUCCACCUCCGGCUGUUCCUCUAGGUUCUUCUCUGGAUGUCGUACCUCAGUACUCACGGUGCCCUUGGUGCCAACACUCACCUUACUGCUCUCUUGUCCUGUAGUCCAUACCUACCACUCCUGGUUCCAACACAGGACCACAAGAGGGAGGACCCAUAUCUACCUUGCAACUACUGGAGUGGAUAACUUAACUUGGAUGACUGGAGUGCUGAUUUUUUUAAAAAAAACUGAGAAGGCAGAAGUCCAGGAAGGUGACACAGAAAUCCUUAAUGUCCAGUACCCCUUAAUCAAUCAGUGGCAUCUGGGGUGGGACCUGUGCCACCAGCAUCACUAUGGCUUUGCUGUGAGGCUUUUAACAUUGACAGCUUUGAACACAAAGCGUGGCAUAUCUGAAAAGAUCAUUACUUGUGUUCUCAGACCUCUUGGAAAAGUGGAGGUUUUUUCUUCUGUAAAGGAAAGUGAUCCUUCUUGAACUCAGUGAAAUGCAAUAUACCUAGGUUAUAUGUAGCAUACAAGGAUGAAAUCAUGUCAGCUCUGACUAAGCAGAGAUAUAUACCAAGUGAUCUUCAAACUGAUGUAAAAGAAACCAUCAAAAUGACAAGCCAUUCAUUAGCUACAGGUCAGACAAAGCAUUUUAGAAUAUGUAUAUUUAGGCAACAAACUCACACUCUCACAGGUUUGCCUUUUUAUGGGCAGAUUCUGCCAAAGUUGUUAAUCAUCCAGAGUAAAGAGUUAACUUCUAUGUGCAAUUCAGUAAGAAUUCCCCUGUUAUGAGCUGAUAGUCGUUGUUGAUGGUUAAUGUAGUUUUUUUUAGUAUCAGGGAAGUAUAUUGUGACCCGUAAUGUUCCCCUCUGGACUACAGUGACCCCCAGCAGGGUGAGUACAGGCACUGCCAGAUGGUGGCAGCACUGACUCUGCCUUGUCCUUGUACACAAUUUCAUUAUAGAGUGUUGAUGGACAGGAGUACAAUAUCAGAUCUAAUGGAAAGUACUUGACUAUUCCAGGAGUGUUAUGGCCUGGUAAAAUACACACAGUUAUUCUUAUAAGAUCCCUAAAUAACAAAUAAAUAUUAUGUGUUAUUAGAUGGAAUAUGCAUCAAAAUUCUAAGCACUUUCCUGCUUGCAACAGCUUUAUUCAGUACUCCACAUUUCCCCAGCCUUGUAUGGUAGUGGUACAGAAAUAUUGCACUUUUUUAAACCUCAGUUUUAAUUCCUAUGCAAUUUUUUUCCUCACUGUAACUAUAACAUUUAUGACUUAUUAUAUGAUGUUAUGAAAACACAUUAUCCAUUUACAUUUUUAGGAAAGAAAAAACUAUUUUUAUUUAACAAACUGUUUCUAUUUGACUUCUGUGUGAAAUUUGAUCGUUGUCUUGGAGAAAAACAAAAGGUAAAUAAUUAUCAAUGACACCCC